AUGCCGGGCGGGAGCCGUAGCCCUUGUUGCUCCGGGGCGAGCCCGGGGCCCCGUGUUCUCCAUGGCCUUAGUGGAUGAUUGGCCUCCAUUCAGAUGCAGGAGGAGCGGCAUGAGAUACUCUGCACGAAAAAUUUUUCCUUAAUCUGUUACAUUGUUGAUAAGGAUUCAUUUUUCUUAUUUUGAUAUUGGCACAAUUUGGGUGUUUAGCUUUUGUGAGGGAUACGAAAAUACUGAACCCAGCUUUGAGGCCUGAGGAAGUGAGGAAUUUUGUUGUCAGAGAAUAACAGGAGGUUGUCCAUAAUUGCCUUUAAGCAGCAAACAGUAAAACACUGAGCUCUUCAGCUCCGCCUUUCUUGCUCUGAGAAUUGGAAAGCCAAGAAGGUUUUGAUGUUUUGUGUGGCGCCUCCUGAAUUAGAAACCAAGAUGAACAUAACCAAAGGAGGCCUCGUGUUGUUUUCAGCAAAUUCCAAUUCAUCGUGUAUGGAGCUUUCAAAGAAAAUUGCUGAGCGGCUGGGGGUGGAGAUGGGCAAAGUGCAGGUUUACCAGGAACCUAACAGAGAAACAAGAGUUCAAAUCCAGGAGUCUGUGAGAGGAAAAGAUGUAUUUAUCAUCCAAACCAUCUCAAAGGACGUGAACACCGCCAUCAUGGAGCUCCUGAUCAUGGUAUAUGCAUGUAAGACCUCAUGUGCCAAGAGCAUCAUCGGAGUGAUCCCCUACUUUCCUUAUAGCAAGCAAUGCAAGAUGAGAAAAAGGGGCUCCAUUGUCUCAAAAUUGCUGGCUUCUAUGAUGUGCAAAGCUGGUCUGACUCAUCUCAUCACUAUGGAUUUACACCAGAAGGAAAUCCAGGGCUUCUUCAAUAUUCCAGUGGAUAAUUUAAGAGCCUCCCCCUUCCUGUUACAGUAUAUUCAAGAAGAGAUCCCAGAUUAUAGGAAUGCAGUCAUCGUGGCCAAGUCUCCAGCCUCGGCCAAGAGGGCACAAUCUUUUGCAGAGCGUCUGCGUCUGGGAAUCGCAGUGAUCCAUGGAGAAGCACAGGAUGCUGAGUCUGACUUGGUGGAUGGCCGGCACUCCCCACCAAUGGUCAGGAGCGUAGCUGCCAUCCACCCCAGCCUGGAGAUCCCAAUGCUGAUUCCUAAAGAAAAGCCCCCAAUCACAGUUGUCGGUGAUGUCGGAGGAAGGAUCGCCAUCAUCGUGGAUGACAUUAUUGACGAUGUGGACAGCUUUCUUGCUGCAGCAGAGACCCUGAAGGAGAGAGGUGCAUAUAAGAUCUUUGUGAUGGCAACUCAUGGCUUGUUAUCCUCUGACGCUCCCCGGCUGAUCGAAGAGUCUGCCAUUGAUGAGGUGGUGGUCACUAACACAAUCCCACACGAAAUCCAGAAGCUGCAGUGCCCCAAGAUCAAGACUGUGGACAUCAGCAUGAUCCUCUCAGAAGCCAUCCGCCGAAUUCACAACGGGGAGUCCAUGUCCUACCUUUUCAGGAACAUAGGCUUAGAUGACUGAACAGUUCUCCUAUGGCAGAACUCCCCCAGGUCAAGUGGGCAGGCCAGCAUGUGUGCUGGGAGGGCCCAGCCUGGUCAGAUAUACUUCCCCCCUCCCCACUUCUUCCUGACUGAUUCCUGUGAAGGUACAAGGACCAGCCUUUUAAUGUUGGUUUAGGUUUUUGUGAGUUUUGGGGGUAAUUUUUAUAACAGAAAGACCUCCUCUUAAAUAAAAGAAAUUAAACCUGAUCAUUUUUAGUGUAACCCUUUUAAAUAAUACACUUGAAUGAGAUUUUUAAGCUCAGCCUUUUUUUAAAGUUGCUUGAUCCAACUGUUCAAAAAAGUUAAAUAAAAUGAUCUGCUGUCUACUACCUAUAGUCAAAAAGCUACUGUUGGUUCCAAUACAUGACCUUUUUAGAAACGCUUCUAUAAACGGGCAUGUAGAGUAUGUGGCUGUAUUUAUUUUCUGCAACUAAAGAAAGAAUAAAACCUCAUAUUUGUUUUUUAAA
This is a messenger RNA of Apodemus sylvaticus (European woodmouse), 1984 nucleotides long. It is a transcript of the gene Prpsap2, whose product is annotated as phosphoribosyl pyrophosphate synthetase associated protein 2. The record is from RefSeq and is a predicted model, not a curated record. The transcript is spliced from 12 exons. Lineage: Eukaryota; Metazoa; Chordata; Mammalia; Rodentia; Muridae. Gene Ontology annotation, biological process: 5-phosphoribose 1-diphosphate biosynthetic process; purine nucleotide biosynthetic process. The coding region runs from base 388 to 1497 and encodes 369 amino acids. Gene Ontology annotation, molecular function: magnesium ion binding; ribose phosphate diphosphokinase activity. Gene Ontology annotation, cellular component: cytoplasm; ribose phosphate diphosphokinase complex.